UCUGCGUCUCCCUUUGUCUCGUGCCAGAGUGUCUCGUUCCAGUCGUGCACCCCAGCCAGUUAUCACAGUUCAUGCCUUGUGUCUGCCUUUUCGUAUUUAUUCUUUACCUCUAAGCGAGUGAUUUUUUUGUUGGAGUUUUUAUAGUAUACAGUUUCUGUUUGUCAAGUUUAUUGCAGUUUUUGUAGCCUCCUUGUGGAGUGAUUUUCUGUUGGUUUAUUCCUUUUUGUUUCCGCAGUUUUAUCCCUCCAUUUGGAGUGGUUUUUGUUUAUUAGAUUUUUUUCCCGGAGAGGUUUAAUCUUAUCUAGAUAGCAUAGUUUUCAUAGCCGGUUUUAUUUUGUCACUCUCCAGAGGUUGGACUAUUUAAAUAAAGUCUGCCUAAUUGUCACUCUGCAUCUGAGUCCUCUCUAUAGUCCAGGCCUGACAGCAUAUUUCACAGGUCUUUACUGUUAUUACACAAACGGACACUCAGUGAAGUCCCUGAUUCCCACACUUCCUGUUUUAAAUAUUCAUUCCUCAUUCACAGCGUAUACACAAACACACAGAGGUCUGCUCUGGAUGAGCUGCUCAUCAUCAUCAUCAUCAUCAUUUGACAGCUGAGAUGGGUGUUGGUCUGAUGCCUGUCGCUUUGCUAAUCGCAGUGAUGCAAGGUGUCUUCAGUAAAACCUGGGAUGUGACGCUGCCUCAGAGCAUCGUGAGCAUCACUAACUCCUGCUUCACAGUCCCGUGUCGCUUCGAGGUCCCCGACGAUCAGGAAGCAAACCUCCUGAACUGCUCGGACAGGGGUCUUUGGAGGAAAGGAACACUCUCUGGUCCCGUCGUGUUAGAUUCACAAAAUCCUUUCAAUAACAAAGUACAAGGGCAAAUAGUUGGGGACUUAACAAAGAAGAACUGCACCACAGUGUUCUCGAGCUUCCCAAAGGACUACGGCGACAUGUACUUCUUCAGGCUGGAAUGUCCGAACGCCAUCAAAUACACGUUCAGUGAUGGAGUCAUGAUCACCUUUCAGCCAGCCCCGCCUCCUCCCUCGCUCACCUUUGUGAGUCACGUGUCAGAGGGAGCCCAGGUGAGGCUGCAGUGUUCGGUCCCAGUGCUGUGCUCCAUCCUGCCCCCCUCCCUCACCUGGCUCCCCCGGGACAGCUCCAGACAGGAGGACACACAAAUGCUGCAGACUGCAGAUGGGCACAUGAUGAUGACAUCCACACUGACCUUCAAGGCCACAGCCGACCAUCAGAACCAGAGCAUCGUCUGCUCGGUGUCCUACCCGCUGUCACAAGGGGGCAGCACUGAACCGUCUGCAGCAACUCAGAGACUCAACAUCCUGUAUGUUCCUAGAUUCACUACGGCAACACUCAGCACAUCUGGUCCUGUUUCUGAGGGACGCACUGUGAUCUUCACAUGUUCAAGUGAUGCCAACCCCCCUGUGAGCCGCUACAGCUGGCACAGAGACAACCAUGGAACGCUGACUACGAUCGGACAAGGAGAAACGCUGGUCCUACAGGUCAGCCAGGAGGACAGCGGGGUGUAUCUGUGCGAAGCUCAAAACUCGAGGGGCUCUGACAGGUCCAGACCGUUGUCUCUGGAGGUCAGCGCCACUAAAGGCAGAAGUGAGGAUUUAAUGGUGGUUCCCUACAUUAUAUGUGGAGUGGUGUUGGUCCUCUACAUCCUGACUGUUGUUGUCGAUUUGUACAAGUAUCAAAGUCUUUCCAGGAGGCUGAAGCAGAUUGAGGUGAAGGGGGAACACACCUACACUGAUCUGAGGACCAUCAGUGUCACCUCUGACUAUGACCAACUCCAGUUUCGACAGUCUAAAACGAAGCCGUCUCCUGAACCUUCAGACUAUGAGAACGCCGCUGCCACCGCCAAAUCAGACCUGAAUGCAUGAGUUGAAGUUUUCAAUAAAGUGGUUUAAAUAUA
This is a messenger RNA of Seriola aureovittata, 1914 nucleotides long. Its product is annotated as myelin-associated glycoprotein. Lineage: Eukaryota; Metazoa; Chordata; Actinopteri; Carangiformes; Carangidae. The transcript is spliced from 12 exons. Bases 599 to 1882 code for a protein of 427 amino acids. The record is from RefSeq and is a predicted model, not a curated record.